UAAGGCCUCUCGCCUUGCCCCAUCAAUUGUAUUUAUUUUUUCAUGUCUGGAUUAGUUCUGCCUCUGCGGAGUUGAUAUAAUUUGUUCUCUCUCUCUCUCCCUGACAUCUUGAGGAUGAUGGGGUUGGAAUCGGUUGUAGGAGUGAUCGUGAUCGCGAAGGGAUUUUUCUCACUCCGCCACUGAAACCAGCUCGGAAUUUCUCUAACUUUGGGUUUAUAUUUUUCUGGAAUUUUACGAGAAUUUGAAAUGAUGUCGAUUGCUCUGGAUAGAAGCAGUAACAGGAUCGAAGGCUCUGGAUUCAUUCGAGGGAUGUCGUGCAUGCCGAUCUUUGACUCCUCGGAGUCUGGGAGGACGAUGCCCGGUGUAUUAGAGGGAGAUCGGCGGUUUCCGGGGGGUAAUAUGGCGUCAUCUGCGGACAAGGUAGACGAAACAGGACAAGAUUUCGAUUCUUGUAGUUCUUCGAUCGGAAGGAAUAGCGAUUCGGGAAGGUCGUCAGCGGGGUCUGACGGAGAAGAUUCCGGCGAGACUGAGGUCCAAAGUUCGUAUAAGGGGCCUUUGGACACGAUGAACGCCUUGGAGGACGUCUUGCCAACGAGGAGAAGCAUUUCAAAGUUCUACUGUGGCAAAUCAAAGUCCUUCACAAGUCUAGCGGACGCAGCCUCCUCUACGUCGAUUAAAGACAUUGUCAAACCAGAGAACGCCUAUACCAGGAAGCGCAAGAACCUGUUGGCCUGCAGUAAUUUAUGGGACAAAAAUAGAAGCUUCCCUCUGAGAAGUAAUGGUGGGGGAAUAUCCAAGAGACCAACCAAUUCCAGUCGAAGCACGUUGUCUCUGGCAGUGGCCAUGAGCAGCAGCUCUGAGAGCAAUAAUACCAGUGAGGGUUCAAGUUCAAACGCUUCACCGCCUAGACUUCUUCCACCUCUGCACCCUCAGGCUAAACCAUCACUGAAUUCAUCGUCGUCCUCUCAACGAACUUUCUCUUCUUGGCGGUCAUUCUCCUUGACUGAUUUACAGGGCGUUGCUGCUGCAACUACUUCCACGAGUAAUAGAGACAAGCACAAGAGGCUUCAUUGACGCUUGGAUUUCUCUCUUUCUCUAAUUACCUAAACUACGGAGGUCAUCUGUUUCUGUAAAUGGUCGUCCUUGUUUGGUCUCAGGUGUUCUCUACCCUCUUUGAAAAUUUCAAGUAACAUAUCCGAGCAUUUUGGGGUAUAUAAUAUAGAACACUAAUGUAACUCUCUUGUUUUAGGCUUUCGGAUGGAAAAACUACACGUUAAUCCCAGUUACGGUUCCACCGUUGAUUCGUGAAUGAAAAUCAAGCAAAUAGAGAGCCCUAGCUGGGGUCUUACAUCUUUAUUAUUACGGGAAAAUUAACAAAAAAAGAAAAGUAAAUGCAUGCUGAUUCUAAAUCAUGACAGGUAUUGCUUGAUAUAAUAUGAAUUGUUUUCUGGGCAACGGUCUAGAAAUUACAGUUGAUUUAUUUUUUACAAAAAAUGCAAUUAAUUUAUUUCUACUACUUUGUUCGUAAUGUAUUAUUUCAAAGAAACGAUUAAAGAGCAAGGCACGAUCCACGUGGGUUUCUCUGCUA
Nelumbo nucifera (sacred lotus) is the source of this 1588-nucleotide messenger RNA. RefSeq names its product hybrid signal transduction histidine kinase M-like protein. The record is from RefSeq and is a predicted model, not a curated record. NCBI's taxonomy places the organism in Eukaryota, Viridiplantae, Streptophyta, Magnoliopsida, Proteales, Nelumbonaceae.